GUCAUAAGAACUGACAGACACCAAAUCCCUUGCAUUUUACAAAACGACAGUGCCGUUUUAAGCUUCAAAGGUAAUGAUUCCCAAGCUAAAAUAAGGUAAAGCAUUGAAGCUGAUGCUCCAAUGGCACCGGCGAAGAAGGGGAAGGCCAAAGCCAACUCGUCCGAUUCAAAUCAAUCAAAGACGUCGGCUCCAAAUACUGGAAACAAUUUUCCGUCGUGUAUUCGGUUCGUGCCUCCAUCCUCCGUCGCCAUCACCAUCCACGCUAAGCCCGGUGCCAAAUCCUCCUCCAUCACAGAUUUCAGUGAUGAAGCGUUAGGGGUGCAAAUAGACGCCCCUGCCAAGGACGGUGAAGCUAACGCCGCUCUCCUCGAUUAUAUUAGUUCUGUACUAGGUGUGAAAAGAAGACAGUUAUCUAUAGGUGCUGGUUCUAAAUCAAGAGACAAAGUGGUGAUUGUAGAGGAGGUAACUUUGAAAGGUGUUUUUGAUGCUUUAGAUAAAGUGUCAAAGGGCUAUUAAUGGGUAAAAGGAGAUGAGAGAUUUAAAUUCUAUCCAUCAACAGUAGAUCUGGUUUUGUUGGUCUCCUGAUACUUGAUGCUGCAUGACUGGCUGGAGUUUGCUUCAUCAGCCCUUGCUAAUUACUGAUAUACUCAAACUUUCGGUAUUGUU
This is a messenger RNA of Manihot esculenta (cassava), 666 nucleotides long. RefSeq names its product UPF0235 protein C15orf40 homolog. The transcript has 3 exons. The record is from RefSeq and is a predicted model, not a curated record. Bases 121 to 516 code for a protein of 131 amino acids. Lineage: Eukaryota; Viridiplantae; Streptophyta; Magnoliopsida; Malpighiales; Euphorbiaceae.